UCAAUCGCAGUCCAUACAUACUUCAACUAAACUCAUCCCCCCAUAUCUACAUUUCUCGAACCACACGCACUACCUUCACACCCGCCACAAUGUCCACAACAGGGGUCUUCUUCAUCCCCUCCAACCCGAACGCCUCCACAGCCCUCGCAACAAUCACAGAACGCCUCCACACAGCCCUCGCAGACAACCCCAUCCCCAUCGGCCGCUGGGCCCUCGAGCACAAGCUCAUGCGCGACACCCCCUCCUGCCUCCCCGCCUCAGCAUCGCAACACCGCCCCCAACACCCCCGCUACCUCCAAUUCCUCUCCCUCUCCUACUACCCGCACCACGGCUUCAUCUACACCUCGCAGCCAGAUGCAACCACCCAAACCAGCACAGCCAACACUCCCACUCCCACUCCCACCGCUCCAACGCCCACUCCCACUCCCCACCCCCAGCAGAGCCAACACCACCCCGACCCAACAAAGGGCGCCCCCCUCCCCGUAAUGACCACCCUCCCCCUCCCCUCAACAAGCACCCUCUUCAGCCACUUCGUCUACGCCUGCCAACCCUUCUGGUGCCACCGGCACACGGUCGCCGUCCCCGGCGGCACAGUCUACGACGUGGGCGACUUCCGCGUGCGCAUCGGCGACGUGCGCCAGACGCAGCCGACGGCCCGUGUGCGCGGCACCGUCGUCGAAAUCGAGUGGCGUGGGCCGUCGAUCGUGGCGACUGUUGUUGCGCGGACGUCGCCAUCACCCCCGGGGGUGUCCAUGGAAGAAGAAGAAGAUGCGGGGGAUGGGCUGGUCACGGCGGAGGAUAUACAGGACGGGGAUGUGGAGGCUGAGUAUCGCGCCUGUGCGGCGCUGAUUCGUGAGUUCUGGGCGAAGUUGGGGGUGGAAGGUGCUAGGGAGGCGAUUCUUGUGCCGGGCGUUGGGACGGAGGUCGUGGGGAGGUUGCAGCGGUGGAGGAAGGGCUUGAUGGCUGUUUCUGGGUUUAUGGAGAUAUUCCGGUUUAAUCGAUGAUUUUAUAUGAUCAUGAUGAUGGCGUUCACGCUUUUCCGGUAAUGAUUUUAUGUCGAUAAUUACGUGGCUGUAAUAGGUCGGGGUGGUACUAGUUUGUCUGCUACGAGUAUUCAUUGGGACAUGGGCUAAAACACAGUUCAAUCGGAAACGCAGGGAGGUGGCAAUAUGGACAUAGAUAGAUCAACAAACAAAACCCAGCUUGAAAACGGAGAUGACGUCCACGUCAUCGAGAGAUGAUCCAAACGAGA
Aspergillus campestris IBT 28561 is the source of this 1252-nucleotide messenger RNA. RefSeq lists its product as uncharacterized. Lineage: Eukaryota; Fungi; Ascomycota; Eurotiomycetes; Eurotiales; Aspergillaceae. The transcript is spliced from 3 exons. Gene Ontology annotation, molecular function: transcription coregulator activity. Gene Ontology annotation, cellular component: mediator complex. Gene Ontology annotation, biological process: regulation of transcription by RNA polymerase II. The coding region runs from base 90 to 1004 and encodes 304 amino acids. The record is from RefSeq and is a predicted model, not a curated record.